Messenger RNA from Rana temporaria (common frog), 1275 nucleotides. RefSeq names its product N-acetyllactosaminide beta-1,3-N-acetylglucosaminyltransferase 3-like. Gene Ontology annotation, molecular function: hexosyltransferase activity. Lineage: Eukaryota; Metazoa; Chordata; Amphibia; Anura; Ranidae. Gene Ontology annotation, cellular component: membrane. The transcript has a single exon. Bases 72 to 1208 code for a protein of 378 amino acids. The record is from RefSeq and is a predicted model, not a curated record.
UUAAGUUUUAAUUUAGAUACAGUUUAAUAGUGUUUUUUUUUUUCUUUCUUUUUAACCCUGACAGUGUCAACAUGGGUCGAUUAUUGGCUAAAGUGGAAAGUAUGCUGCUGCUGUGCCUGGGUUUUGUUGGACUUCUCUUCAUUAUGCAUGGAAGGUUAGAUGAUGUAGAAAAAAUUGAAGAUCAUACUGUCAUCCCAUCUCGCGUUACAUGUGUCUCAGAUGAACCAAAAAAAAUGAAAUGGAUCUCAAGCUGCAAAGAGAACUCAUCAGUAGCAAGUAUUAUUGGUUUUUCAGCACUGCCGAUCCACAUUCAGGACUUCUUGAGAUAUAAACAUUGCAGAAACUUUUCACAGAUCCUUAACGCACCUCAGAAAUGCAAUGGAAGAGCUGCAUCGAAAGGGGUAUUCCUGCUCCUUGCCAUAAAGUCUUCUCCAGCAAACUAUGACAGGAGAUCUGUAAUUCGUCAAUCUUGGGGUAAGCAAGACGACUAUAAUGGUGUCCAUGUGAAAAGGAUUUUCCUGUCAGGGACAUCCGAGAACAGACAUUUGCAUCACCUUCUAAGAAUUGAGAGCGAGUCAUACGGUGAUAUCUUACAGUGGGACUUUCGUGACACUUUUUUUAACCUGACUUUAAAGCAAUUCCUCUUCUAUCAUUGGCUAGAAGAAUAUUGUCCAGGAGCUCAUUUUAUUUUCAAUGGGGAUGAUGAUGUAUUUGUCAACACCUUCAACGUAAUCACCUACCUACGUGAACUGAGAGCCGAUAGUCACCUCUUUGUUGGGCAACUGAUAGCCAACGUUGGACCUAUUCGCGAUCCUGGCAGCAAAUACUAUAUCCCCACACAGAUCACCAAUUCCAAUUCCUACCCAAUGUAUUGCGGGGGCGGCGGAAUACUCAUGUCCCGCAGUACUGCUCAUGUCAUUUACAAUAAAUCUCUGGAAAUACCGCUGUUCCCAAUUGAUGAUGUGUAUCUAGGCAUGUGUCUGAAAAAGGCUGGCCUUGUCCCAGACUCUCACAUGGGAAUGAGGACAGUAGGUGUGCAAGUGCCAUCAGCCAAACUGGAUUCUUUCAACCCAUGCUAUUACAGAGAGCUGUUAAUGGUACACCGCUUUGUGCCAUACCAGAUGCUGGUCAUGUGGAAAGCUGUACAAGAUCCUCAACUUUACUGUGGACAGAAGCUCUCUUUAUAUAUAGACACGCAAAUGGGUUAACAAGAUAAAGCAGGGCCGGCCCUACCAUGGGACCCGAUGGUACCAUUGUACCAGGCAGCACUUUCAG